Messenger RNA from Phlebotomus papatasi, 3181 nucleotides. It is a transcript of the gene mbt, whose product is annotated as serine/threonine-protein kinase PAK mbt. Gene Ontology annotation, cellular component: cytoplasm. The transcript has 4 exons. Gene Ontology annotation, molecular function: protein serine/threonine kinase activity; ATP binding. Lineage: Eukaryota; Metazoa; Arthropoda; Insecta; Diptera; Psychodidae. The record is from RefSeq and is a predicted model, not a curated record. Bases 546 to 2294 code for a protein of 582 amino acids. Gene Ontology annotation, biological process: protein phosphorylation; regulation of MAPK cascade; intracellular signal transduction.
AUGUUUUGUUGAGUUUGAGUCAGUGCAACUGCGCAAAGGAAUGUCAGAAUUUGCUGUUAUCGCGAUUUUCCCACGAAACUCAACUAAAUUCCUUUGCUUCUGUCGCAUCUCCCGUGCCUUCCGGAACUCUAAGCAGGGGUGCUUGGUGUGGAAAAACCAGUGGUGCUGAUGAAAGUGUGGGCAAUGCGUGAUAUUUGUGCGUGCUAAAAGAGGUGUUGUCCAUGGGACGAAGACGCUGACGGUGUUUGAUCGAAUUGGUGCCUUUGAGUGGUGCCCCCAGAGGCAAUAGCGGAGUCAAUUGCUCCAAGUUGACAAUCGUCGCGACUUCCGGUCGCUGUGAGUGGCAAAGUAAAAAAAAAGGUGCGUAGCAAAAGACGUUGCAAGAGAGUGAACGGAGGCGCCCUGACGUGGUCCAGUGAUUUGUUUUGGGUGUGAGAAGCCGCCAGUGUGUGCGUGUGGCCACUUCCAGUGAAAGUGAUCAUACCGUUUGGACGGAUUGAAUGUGCCUCGGGCGUGAUUAGUGCAUUUGUAUAGUAAGUGGUAUAAUGUUUUCGAAGAAGAAGAAAAAGCCCCAGAUCUCCCUGCCGUCCAACUUUGAGCAUCGCGUUCACACGGGCUUUGACAAGCGCGAGGGCAAGUAUGUGGGCCUUCCGUUGCAGUGGGCCUCAAUUGUUGGCAACAAUCAAAUCCUCAAGUCCACCAAUCGGCCGCUACCCCUCGUGGACCCCUCAGAAAUCACCCCUACGGAGAUUCUCGACCUGAAGACCAUCGUACGACCGCACGGUAACAACAAUAUUCCCGGACGGCCGGCGGCACCAGCAGCAGAUGCCAACAACGGAGCCAUCGUCCUGCCCAAGACAUCCCACGUGGCUCGCUCUAAUUCCCUGCGCAGCUCUAGUCCACCCCGAAUGCGACGUGACAUCCGUGGAGCAGCCAAUGUGCCACCCUCCGUGCCAGAGGAGAUCGCGGCGGCACCCUACGCCGCCGCCCGCCACCCAAUGAAGCCCCCCAUGCAACCACCUGGUGACUGGCGAACAACACAUUACGACAAUCAGCCCAUGUACCAGAACAACGUGCCGCCGCUCAAUGGCAAUGCCGCCGGCGCUCAAAUUGAAUACCGCCCGCAGCAGCCAUCGCCCGCCGGCGUCCCUCCACGGCCAGCUUUUCAUGGCCACGGUCCCGCCCAGCAAAUGCACGGCUUUGCAGCGGCACACAGGGCACCGCCACCUGACCAGAAUCAGAAUGUCCAUCCACAUCAUCAUCAUCAUCCACCUGCCCCAGCUGCCAAACCCUACACUCGUACUUCCAAUUCGAGCGCCGGAAAUGCAUCAACGGCCACUCAUAGUACCACAGCGGCCACUCCAGGCUCCACUGCAGCCCCCGGCGGACCCAGUCCCAGUGGUAGCAAGCAAGAGCAAAGGCUCACGCACGAACAGUUCCGUGCUGCUCUUCAAAUGGUUGUGUCAGCUGGUGAUCCGCGUGAAAAUUUGGAUAAUUUCAUGAAAAUUGGCGAAGGUUCAACAGGAACGGUUUGCAUUGCUACGGAUAAAUCAACAGGACGUCAAGUGGCAGUGAAGAAGAUGGAUUUGAGGAAGCAACAGAGGAGAGAGCUUCUGUUCAACGAGGUUGUCAUCAUGAGGGAUUACCAUCAUCCCAAUAUUGUGGAGACUUACAGUAGUUUUCUGGUGGAUGAUGAACUCUGGGUCGUGAUGGAAUAUCUCGAGGGUGGUGCUCUCACUGACAUUGUUACGCAUUCUCGCAUGGAUGAGGAACAAAUUGCCACGGUGUGCAAGCAGUGCUUGAAGGCAUUGGCAUACUUACAUUCCCAGGGUGUCAUUCAUCGGGACAUUAAGUCUGAUUCGAUUCUGCUGGCUUCGGAUGGUCGAGUGAAGCUCAGUGAUUUUGGAUUCUGUGCUCAGGUAUCACAGGAAUUGCCGAAGAGAAAAUCUCUGGUGGGGACACCGUAUUGGAUGUCUCCGGAGGUGAUUUCUCGCUUGCCCUAUGGCCCUGAAGUGGAUAUUUGGUCAUUGGGCAUUAUGGUGAUUGAAAUGGUUGAUGGGGAGCCGCCGUUCUUCAAUGAACCUCCGCUCCAGGCAAUGCGUCGGAUUAGGGAUAUGUUGCCGCCGAAACUGAAGAAUGCCCAGAAGGUGUCACCGAGGCUGCAGAGUUUCCUGGACAGGAUGCUGGUCAGGGAUCCGGCGCAGCGGGCAACAGCUGCGGAAUUGCUUCAGCAUCCAUUCCUGCGUCAAGCUGGUCCUCCGUCGCUCCUUGUGUCGCUCAUGAGACGCUCAUAGGAGGACAAUCUCUCACUUGACCAAACGAUCUUGUGACAUUUGGUCAAUAUUUGAGGGAUUGCAUUUCCCUUCUUUAGCGCUUAAGGUUUACAGUUUACUUAGUUUCUCUCAAUCUUUCUGUCGUUUUCAAUGACCCCCCCAGAAACUCCACAAUCAGUAUAGAGGCGCACUCGGGCAGUUGGCUCGUGUGGCCAAUAAUUGUAUUUUUUUUAUAACGCCGUCCGGUAGUUUUUUUUUUUAUAAACACAAAUUAUCAUUUUUUAAUUAACUUAUUGACAGUUUCUUGUUAGUUUUCCUUUGUCAUCUAUUUUAGUUUUUUUUCUUUUUUAGUUUUAAUCUGAGGGAGAUUUUAGGGUAAAAUUCUUAGGAGUUUUAAGUGUUUGCAAAUUUCCUCGAGAAAAAAGAAAACCCAAUAAAAACUGAUUUAUAUCAGGGAUUCUUUUAAAGACUUGGCCACUGUUUUUUUUUGGACAGAUAAAUUCGUGUGCCUUAAAGACAAUUCCUUCUCAGCAGAGUUAAUACAAAAAAAAAACAAUAAUUGAAUAAAAAGUGCGAUUACAUUUUAUAUAAAUGCAUUUAAUACAAUAAAUUUGAUAAAUACAAUUUGAUAUUUAAUUAAUAGAAAAUUAAUAAAUUGUUUAAUCCAGGAGAUAAGUUAGGAUUAGAGUGUACAAAAAACAAAACAAUCAUGAGCUUAAGUGGAGGUAAAAUUAAAUAAAAAUAAUAAAUUAAGAAUUGCAUUAAUAUUAAGGUCACCAAAGGCAUUCCAAGGGGGACACUCAUCGAGAGAUAAAAGCCCUCAAAUUUUUUCGCAUAAGUUUUUUCUUCAUAUAUUUUUUUUUCUUCCAAGAAAGCAUUAAUAAUGAUAAAUUUUUUUUUGUAACUGA